GGGCACGUGGGUGAGCAGGUCGGGCGGCCAACAGCUCUUCCACUAUCAUGGCGGCGCCCAUCGUGUGAGGCGAUGUCGGGCCGAGGCGUUUGGCUCCGGGCUCGAGCGCGGCUGCGGCGCUUCCCCGCACUGCUGGCGGGCUGCGGGGAGCAGGCCUCGGCUUACGGGCGCUGCGUGGCCGCGGCCUCCGCUGGGAGCGCAGAGCUACGGCGGGACGUCUGCCUGCGGGAGUUCCAGGCCUUGCGGGAGUGCUUCGCCCGCGCGGCGGCGGCGGCCAAGUGAUUGAGGUGCCAGAAGUGACAGCGGCGACUGCAGCUGCGGCGCGGGGGGUGGAGCUCGGGGUUGGCCGGCGUUAUGGCCCCGGCCCCGGGCUCCUUCCCCCCCACGCAGAAGCUUUUCCCCGCUCAGCAGUGCCUGUGUGGGAACCGCGGCCCGUUUAUUAAAAAAAUAAAAUCAGAUACAGAUG
This is a messenger RNA of Meleagris gallopavo (turkey), 466 nucleotides long. RefSeq names its product NADH:ubiquinone oxidoreductase complex assembly factor 8 (gene NDUFAF8). Gene Ontology annotation, biological process: mitochondrial respiratory chain complex I assembly. NCBI's taxonomy places the organism in Eukaryota, Metazoa, Chordata, Aves, Galliformes, Phasianidae. Gene Ontology annotation, cellular component: mitochondrion. The record is from RefSeq and is a predicted model, not a curated record.